AUGGACGUCUGGGCGCCAGAUGUGCACCGCGUGGGCAACAAGUUCUACUUGUACUACGCAGCUGUACGAGACGCUCCGUUAGAACGUCAGAAUCUUGCGGCGAUUGGUGUUGCCACGUCAUCUACGAUGGAUAUUGGCUCGUGGAAGGACUUGGGCGGUAUCGGCAUACAGAGCAAUGGCAAAAGCCAGUACAACGCCAUCGAUCCAAACCUCUUUGAAGAGAAGGGGAACAUGUACAUGGUCUCCGGGAGCUACAGAAUGGGAUUGGUGCAAGCGUCGAUGAAGAACCCACCGACGGCAGUAAUUCCUGACACGGACAUCAAGCUCGCGUACCAGCCUAAGAACCAUGCAAUCGAAGGCGCCACCAUGUUCAAGUAUGGACGUUUCAACUACCUCUUCUUCUCGCAAGGCGACUGCUGUAAGUAUGAUAAGAAGAAACUUGCAGAAGGGGACGAGUACAAGAUCAAGGUGUGCCGCUCUAAACCUAGUAUUGUGGACUUCCGCGACAAGAACGGCACAUCCUGCAUGGAUGGAGGAGGCACGGUCUUGUUCAAGUCGGAAGGCGAUGUCUACGGACCUGGAGGCCAGGGCGUGUACGACGACGAAAAGCACGGACCUGUUCUUUACUACCACUACGUGAACAAGGCUAUUGGCUAUGAGGACGGUCAAAAGCAGUUUGGCUGGAACAAGCUCGAUUUCUCGAGUGGCUGGCCUGUUGUGAAGUCGUCGUGA
Messenger RNA from Peronospora matthiolae, 732 nucleotides. The record is from the annotation of a GenBank genome assembly. Lineage: Eukaryota; Oomycota; Peronosporomycetes; Peronosporales; Peronosporaceae.